This is a messenger RNA of Pelagomonas calceolata, 1748 nucleotides long. NCBI's taxonomy places the organism in Eukaryota, Pelagophyceae, Pelagomonadales, Pelagomonadaceae. The record is from the annotation of a GenBank genome assembly.
UGCUGCGUCGCUUUGUGACUUGUGCGCCUACACACCGAGUGCUGUGGUCUAGCGACGCGUGUGCGGGCUGCUAGCACUGCUCAAAGAGCACUGCUCUCGCAGCCGCACAGCGAGGUGUUUUGCAUCAAACCAGGUCGCCACGCAGCGUAGCCGCACGCGAAGCAAAAGCACUCGUGGAAUACGUCAAACGCAUCCACAUCAAUCGAAACUCGACUGCUUGCGCGCCUUACGCCGCGAACCUUAUACACAGCAACCAGUCUACAUGGCUCAGCAAGUGCAGGCGAAGCAGCGCGAGCUGCAAUCCAAAUUGGAGGCCAUGCUGGCCUCCGUGGAAGACGAGCGGCUGCGGCCCAUGCGCAAGCAGGGCUUCCUCGCGAUGGCGAAGUGCUGCGACCUGUCCGACCCGACGGCGUACCAGCAGUGCCUCCAGAAGGCGCAGCUGCCCGAGCAGCGCGCUUCGCAAGUAGUACAAGGGGAGUUAAACGACUUCCAGAGCCGGCUCCAGCGCGCGAUCGCGACGUGCCAGGACGACGUCAAGGACGGUUCGCGCGCGGCGUCCGAUCAGAUCUCCUUACGCCAUCGAGCAGAGAUAUCCCGGGGGUCGCGUCGCUGGCGUGCGAACGGUCGCAUCACACCACAGGCGGCUACUCCGACCAGAACCGCGCGCAGAACGUCUUCAACACGUGCGUCGGCAAGGUCUUCGACGCGCACGCGGGCAUGCUCGGCGACGUCAAGAAGCGCAUCGAGAAGGGUUUAUCUCGUUAACAUUCAAGUUUAGUGUGUCACAGCGUAUGUUGGAUAGGGCGUCUGCACCAUCAUUCCAGCUCCGAAGGCGAGGAACAGCAUCGCGAGCGUCGAGAACCAACCAAUACAAGGUUCCGGUCGCGAGCGGCUCCGGACGUCGGCCUUGGCCGCGUCGACGACGCGCCGCAGCGUCGCCUCGCGCUCCUCGGCACCGCGGACGCGCCGCUCGGCCGCCGCCGCCGCGGAUUCGAGCUCGUUGAGGCGCGUCAGGGCCCGCUGCGUCGCCUCGGCCACGCGCGCUUCUUGGCGCUCGGCGCUGACCGUCGCCGCGGCGCUCUCCACGAGCUUCCUGGCUUCGGCGCUGUCCUCGUCGAAAUCAAGAUUGCGUCGCCCGAGUGACUGGCGCUGUGGCGGCUGAGGGGAGUAGUGCGACCGGCUGACCGGCGCGUCGGACCGGCCGGAGAUGUGCGCCGCACUCGGCGGGCGCUGCUGCGGCGUCGGCCGCACGGCGGCGGGCGGCGUCGGCCGCGCGGCGGCGGCGAACUCCGUCGCGCGCUGCCGCGCCUCGCUCGACGGCCAAGGGUAGGCCUUGCGCUGCUCGAGCGCCCGUCUCAAUUCGGAGUUUUUCUUUUGGAGGGUCCUCAGUUCCUCGACCUCCUCCUUGUGGCGCCGCGCGGAGGUCGGGCUUGUGAGCGGCGGCGUGGUGAUGUGGCGCAAGGGGCUGCGCGGUGUUGCGUAGCUCGUCAUCGUGUGUUGUACGGACGGCGGUGUUGUCGGUAGGGUUCUCCUUCGCCGACGGUCCCGCGCGGCGCUGCUUUUUUUGGCGUGCGCGGCGGCUUCCGGGCAAGCUUUAACUGUGUCACGUCUGGCGCGCUAAACUUUUGGCGCUUGGUCCCAGCGCUGAAAAGGCUGCUGCUACAGUAUAAAUCAGAGCGCUGCGGGUCAGCAAGCGACUUGGGGCCAGAUGGCCAGCUAAAACGGCUAAAAAAUUCUGGUCUUUGAUU